Messenger RNA from Rhizoctonia solani, 1578 nucleotides. Its product is annotated as NmrA-like family domain-containing protein 1. Lineage: Eukaryota; Fungi; Basidiomycota; Agaricomycetes; Cantharellales; Ceratobasidiaceae. Gene Ontology annotation, molecular function: oxidoreductase activity; protein binding. The record is from RefSeq and is a predicted model, not a curated record. The coding region runs from base 1 to 1578 and encodes 525 amino acids. The transcript has 11 exons.
AUGAGCAACAAUAUUAUCACACCUGUCGAUGGGUCUAGUGGGAGUGUAACUGACAGCAAAGCACCAAUCCCCAAGUCCAAACCAGCUGUAAAACAACACUCUGAGUUCUUCUUUGAUAACACCCUUGUGGCGAUUCAGGUGGAAGACACCCUUUUCAAUGUCCACAAGUAUCAGCUACUCAAAUCCGAAACCUUCUCCGACAUGUUCAAGGCCCCUAAAGCUGAAGAUGGUGGACCAGAAGAGGGAUCUUCGCCCGAGUGCCCCAUAAUUAUGGACGGUGUGAAUGCAUCGGAUUUUGUUGCGCUUCUCAAGGUCCUCUACGCCAGAAAUCCCAUCAUAUUCCCCAGCCAUUUCUCAACCCAUCAGCCAGAGCCCGAAGCAUCGCUCAUAAUUCCUGCAUUUCGCUUGGCUAAUAUGUGGAACUUUGCUGAUCUUCGUACCUUUCUAUUGCCCCUCGCCGAAAAGCACCUGUCCGACAUCGACAAGAUUUUAUUUGCUAGAGAAUUCGAUAUAAAAGAUUGGCUGGCGCCUGCACACAUACGACUUUGUGAGCGCCAGGAGAAGCUGACCACCGAGGAAGCAAGGAAGCUUGGUGUCGACAGUAUCUUAUUAGUUGCAAGGUUAGGGGCGCAAGGUUCUACGAAGUCUGUAUUGAACCCAGGGUACUAUUGCUCAGGUUGCAGUGAUUUUACAGUUUUCUACCUCGCACUUCUCCAAAUGUCCGCCGUCAAAGUCAUCGCUGUUGCUGGAGCAACCGGUUACGUUGGAAGGCCAGUUGUCGACGAGUUGCUUAAAGCUGGAACUUUCCAAGUCCGCGUACUCACUAGAAAGUCGGGGGUUGAUGGAUCAGUAGUCCAAGAUUUCAAGGCUCGCGGAGCUUCUGUGCAUGGUGUUUCAUAUGAGGAUGAAGAGGAGCUAAAGGAUGUCCUGAAGGGUGUCGAUGUUGUCCUUUCUACCCUCAAUGCUGGGGGGAUCACGGGUGCUCAGCCCAAUUUGCUUCGCGCAUCUAAAAAAGCAGGAGUAAAACUUUUCAUGCCUAGUGAAUUCGGGGAUCCAUUCGAAGGAGAGGAAGAAGCAGAGAUAUUCCGUGCAAAGCGUGAUUUGCACAAACUAGCGAAGGAACUCGAGGUUCCGAUUACAGUGAUUCUGACAGGCUUGUUCCCUGAUUACUGCUUGGUCCCAGUAAUGGGAUGGAACUUCGAGGCAAAGGCUGUUGACAUUUGGGGGACCGGAGACGAAAAGAUUACAUGGACAACAAUGCCCGAUAUCGCACGAUAUGUAGCGUACGUGCUGGGCCACACCCCUCUUACCGGGCUUCAGGAUCAAGUUUUGGGGAUCCAAGGCGACCUCAAAACAGCCAAUGAAGUUGUUGCUCUUUGGGAGGACAAACACAAGACCAAGUUACAAGUUACGUAUCAUCCGAUCCAGGAGCUGCAUGACCGCAUCGCCGCAAACCCAGGAGACGUAUUAGGAGCUGUGAUGAGGGAAACUGCUUCGGGAAGAAGCCGAGUGCCCGAGCCCCUCUCCAAUGAUCUCUAUCCGGGCUGGAACCCUAAGCCUAUUGUAGAUGUCCUAUAA